This is a messenger RNA of Didymella exigua CBS 183.55, 1596 nucleotides long. RefSeq names its product WD40 repeat-like protein. The record is from RefSeq and is a predicted model, not a curated record. Bases 126 to 1484 code for a protein of 452 amino acids. Gene Ontology annotation, molecular function: protein binding. Lineage: Eukaryota; Fungi; Ascomycota; Dothideomycetes; Pleosporales; Didymellaceae. The transcript has a single exon.
CACCGAGACAUGUCAUUGCCCAACAGGGGUUCCCUUGUAGCACUCUUCACCGCCUACGCGCGCUAGCUGGCAGGAACGCAUGAUCGUCGCGUUCCUACUUCAUUGUCCAGCACUCGACAAACACAAUGAAAUCUCCGCCGAAACGGUCGCGUGAAGAGACAGAAGACGAGUAUGAUGAUGCGCCUCCGCAAAAACGCUCGCAUUCCCGCUCUCCCCGCAACGGCUCGCCGGCAUACAGAUUAGCAGAACGGCCUGCGCGCAGAUACAGCAGAGAGCACUCUGUGGACGAUAGCGCAGACGAAAGACGAUACUACGGCCGCCGAAUACCCUCAAUAUCACCCUCACCCUCAAACUCGCGCUCGCGCUCUCAGAGCAACACGCCCCCGCCUCGCAAACCGACGGCGCUCAACUACACACCCCACCUCAUCCUGCGCGGCCACAAGCGCGCCGUAUCCUGCCUCAAGUUUUCACCGAACGGCCUGUGGAUAGCCAGCGGCUCUGCGGAUGCUACAAUCAAGAUCUGGAGCUCGUCUAGCGGAGCGCUCGAGCACACGCUAGAAGGCCAUCUUGCCGGCAUCAACACCCUGACCUGGUCGCCAGACAGUACGACACUCGCGUCUGGCUCAGAUGACAAGAGUAUUCGUCUUUGGGAUGCACAGACGGGGCUCGCACACCCCACGCCGCUGAUUGGACAUCACAACUAUGUCUAUUCGCUCGCAUUCAGUCCCAAAGGUAACAUGCUCGUCAGUGGGAGCUACGACGAAGCAGUCUUCUUAUGGGAUGUGCGUGCUGCACGCGUCAUGCGGUCCUUACCAGCACAUUCAGAUCCUGUAUCUGCGGUCGACUUCGUGAUCGACGGCACUCUCAUCGUCUCCUGUUCACACGAUGGUCUGAUUCGAGUGUGGGACACCAGUACAGGACAGUGUUUGCGCACAUUGGUCCACGAAGACAAUGCGCCAGUCACGUCCGUUCGCUUCUCGCCGAACGGAAAGUACAUACUGGCACACACCUUGGACUCUUCUAUACGACUGUGGGACUAUGCGAACGGCAAAGGCAAGUGCGUCAAGACGUAUCAAGGACACACAAACGCGAAGUACUCGCUCUCUGGCGCAUUUGGGACAUAUGGGGACCGAGCAGACCCCAAAGAGACCUAUGCCUUCGUAGCCUCUGGGAGUGAAGAGGGAGGGAUCGUGCUGUGGGACGUCUCCAGCAAGAACGUGCUACAAAGGCUCUCUGGGCACGAUGAUGCAGUGCUGGCUGUGGACACACACCCUAAGGAAGAGUUGAUUGCGAGCGCGGGGCUGGACCGGAGCAUACGCAUCUGGAAAGCUGCACCUUUGCCUGAGGUCAGGGUGAAGCAGGAGAGGAGCAACGGGUACGAUCCAGACACCCUCCCACCAAACCCUUUUGCAACGGAGAGCCCGGCGUUUGGGACUCCAGCGGUAGGCACACCGGUGAACAGCAGCCCCAUGAGGCACGAGUAGUGUAAGAUCGUUCGAAGAUACCCCCAGUCCACCUGUCAAUGCAACGCAACUGUUGAGAUGAUACGUUCCCCUGUCUUAUCACCACCAACUCUCUUGUACAUGAUCUUCAUCC